Cornus florida is the source of this 758-nucleotide messenger RNA. RefSeq names its product nuclear transcription factor Y subunit B-7-like. Gene Ontology annotation, molecular function: DNA-binding transcription activator activity, RNA polymerase II-specific; protein heterodimerization activity; RNA polymerase II cis-regulatory region sequence-specific DNA binding. Gene Ontology annotation, cellular component: nucleus; CCAAT-binding factor complex. Gene Ontology annotation, biological process: regulation of transcription by RNA polymerase II. The coding region runs from base 53 to 727 and encodes 224 amino acids. The record is from RefSeq and is a predicted model, not a curated record. The transcript is spliced from 2 exons. NCBI's taxonomy places the organism in Eukaryota, Viridiplantae, Streptophyta, Magnoliopsida, Cornales, Cornaceae.
CUGGUUAUCAUCAGAUGGAAUGAUGUUUCUCCAACGAACAUUUUAAAGAAGGAUGCUCCUUUGUGCUAUGGAGAUUACGGAUUCGAAACAAAAAAAACAACUUUUCUACAGAGACAUGGAAGAUGAUCAUAGACAUGGAAAUGGGGCCGACGACACGAGCCGAGCGAGCCCAGAAAGUCCAUGUUCAAAGAGCAGCAGCAACAACAAAGAACAAGACCGGUUCCUUCCUAUAGCUAACGUUGGCCGGAUCAUGAAAAAGGUGAUUCCGGGCAAUGGAAAAAUCUCCAAGGAUGCAAAAGAGACUGUCCAAGAAUGUGUGUCGGAGUUCAUUAGCUUUGUCACCGGAGAAGCAUCAGACAAAUGCCAACGGGAAAAGAGGAAGACGAUCAACGGGGACGAUAUCAUAUGGGCUAUCACCACCCUAGGGUUUGAAGACUAUGUAAAGCCACUCAAACAGUAUCUCAUCAAGUAUAGAGAGUUAGAGGGAGAGAAGCUUCAUGUCCCUAAGCAGCAGCAGCAGCAGCAGCAGCAGCAGCAGCAGCAACAACAAGAGAGGUUUGAACAAGGACAAGUACUGCAACACCAUGAAAGUCAAGAACAAAAUAUGAUACCUUAUAACGACACUAUUGUAUAUGGUACUUCUACAAGUCUUAUACCUCAGCCUUCCUUUGUGGUAGCCAAUCAACCAUUUCCGCUUCCUUUCUCAUCAACUUCAAUCCCAAAAUAAGUAAUGCAAUCGGUGGUUUUUUUUGUUUUUA